AUGGCGACAAUGCGAAGUUCGCGUGGGGCCUUUGCGAGGGCUUCGACGUAUUUCAAUUCAGGGUUACCGUUUACGUGUCGCUCAUAUUCUGCUCAGCUGCGACGCCGGACAUAUGCGACACAGGCUGUUGAUUCCAAAAAGCCGUUUUACGUCACAACGCCUAUUUUCUACGUGAACUCUGCCCCCCAUGUCGGUCACUUGUAUACGAUGGUCCUCGGGGACAUACUGAAAAGAUGGCAGCUGCUGGUCGGCGACAGCAACGCGCAGCUUUUGACGGGAACUGACGAGCAUGGAAUCAAGAUACAGCAAGCCGCCGAGGCUGCAGGCAUGGAAACACAGGCGUUUUGCGACAUGAACUGCCAGACCUUCAAGGACCUCGCCAAAGCCGCCAACCUCAAACACGACCAUUUCAGCCGGACUACCGAUGCAGCACACAAGGACGCGGUGCGAUACUUUUGGGAAAUGCUGCAGCAUCGAGGCUAUAUAUACACAUCCAAACAUGAGGGAUGGUACUCGAUAAGCGACGAGGCCUUUUAUCCGCAGUCGCAGGUGCAGCCGUCGCUUGACCCUGCAACGGGGAGGAAACGCAUGGUUUCGAUUGAAACGGGAAAAGAAGUCGAAUGGUCAGCAGAAACAAACUAUCAUUUCAAGCUGUCCGCAUUCCGGGACCGGCUUCUGCAGCAUUUUAAAGAAAAUCCGGAGCUUAUAAAGCCCCAAAAUGCCAUGGAAAAUAUAGUCAAAUCGGUCGAGUCUGGACUACAGGAUCUUUCGAUAUCAAGGCCUGUGGAGCGGCUGAGCUGGGGCAUCAGAGUCCCAGGUGAUGAAUCCCAGACCAUAUAUGUCUGGCUAGAUGCCCUGGUCAACUAUCUAACCAAAGCCGGGUAUCCUUUCACACCAGGAAAAGAAAAGGAUUCUAUUUGGCCGGCAAACGUCCAGGUUGUUGGGAAAGACAUUGUGCGAUUUCAUUGCGUGUACUGGCCGGCGUUUCUCAUGGCCCUUGACUUGCCCGUCCCCCGCAACGUGCUCGUCCACAGCCACUGGCGCAUGAACCAGGAAAAAAUGUCCAAAUCGUCGGGAAACGGAGUGAACCCGUUCUUUGCCAUUGACCGAUUCGGCGUCGACACAAUCCGCUUUUUUCUCACGUAUCACGGGCCCCUGCGCAACGACGCCGACUACGAGAAUGAACUAGUCGCACGAUACUACAAGAAGCACCUGAAAAACGGCUUUGGCAAUCUCGCGCGCCGUGUUUUGGGGGUUACGAACUGGGACUUGCGGCCGUACUUUGAGGCGGUGGAGGCCGGGACGUUGCCUGAGCCAACCGAGGAGGACCGUACUAUGGAGGAGAUUCUGCGAGCAGUUCCGGGGGAAGUUAAGCAGCACAUGGACAAUUUAGAUCCCCAGGCGGCCCUGCGUCGGAUCAUGGAGCUACUCGAACGAACUCAAGUAUACUUCCACAACACCAAACCCUGGGAACACAAAAAAGUCGACCCUAGCAAGGGCUACCGCAGCAUCUACAACGUCUGCGAAUCUCUCCGCAUGAUCAGCAUCCUGCUCCAACCGACCAUGCCGGCAAAGGCGGCCGAGAUUCUGGAUUUUUUCGGGGUUGAUCCUUCCAAGCGCGACUUUGCGGCGGCAGCCUAUGGGGCCGAUUUGGAGUAUGCAAGACGAAUUGAGAAGAAUAAUACGCUUUUUUUCCCGCCGUUAUUGGUUGAGGAUUGA
This is a messenger RNA of Talaromyces rugulosus, 1719 nucleotides long. RefSeq lists its product as uncharacterized. Gene Ontology annotation, biological process: methionyl-tRNA aminoacylation. The coding region runs from base 1 to 1719 and encodes 572 amino acids. Lineage: Eukaryota; Fungi; Ascomycota; Eurotiomycetes; Eurotiales; Trichocomaceae. Gene Ontology annotation, molecular function: methionine-tRNA ligase activity; ATP binding. The record is from RefSeq and is a predicted model, not a curated record. The transcript has 5 exons.